Fusarium fujikuroi IMI 58289 is the source of this 768-nucleotide messenger RNA. RefSeq lists its product as uncharacterized. The record is from RefSeq and is a predicted model, not a curated record. Bases 1 to 768 code for a protein of 255 amino acids. NCBI's taxonomy places the organism in Eukaryota, Fungi, Ascomycota, Sordariomycetes, Hypocreales, Nectriaceae. The transcript has 2 exons. Gene Ontology annotation, biological process: regulation of transcription by RNA polymerase II. Gene Ontology annotation, molecular function: DNA-binding transcription factor activity, RNA polymerase II-specific; RNA polymerase II cis-regulatory region sequence-specific DNA binding.
AUGGACGGACCAAGCCAGGACUUUGGCGACCAAGCCCAGAGCUUUCAAGACAACUUUCCCAUGACAAGCGACGAUGUCAAUAUUGAUCCAUUACUCGACUGCACAACGGGAGCUCAGGCGUCCCCCAUCGUUAGCAAUCCCAUGAACAAUCAGCUUCUCAUGGGCUCCAACAUGUGGAACCCGAUGAACAACCCCGUCAACUUCUUCCCUCCCUCCAUGCCAGCAAUGGCACCAUCAGCUUUGGACAACAGUCCAAAACAGCAGAGCCACCAAGACACAACGCAAACAGCCAUCAGUGGACCCUGUCGCCAAGCCGCGUCAAAAAAGGCACCCAAGGAGCCAUCACUGAAGGAGGAAGACGAGGACGAGGAUGAUGGACUGGAUGAGACGCAAAAACGCAGCAAGUUCCUCAAACGUAACAGGAUCGCGGCGUCCAAGUGUCGUCAAAAGAAGAAGGUGUGGAUAAGAGAAUUGGAGGAAACCACAAAAGAUUUGGAGAUUGAGCACAAUGCCCUACACAGCCAGUACACCGACCUCAUGGGCGAGUUGACCACCAUCAAGAAUCAACUCAUGGACCAUGCUUCUUGCAAUGAUGCCAACAUCAAUCAAUGGCUUGAUAACGAGGCAAAGAAAUAUGUUCAGCGUAUUGCAGCGCAGAGCAGACAGCCUUCUCCAGUACCGCCACAAAAUGUACGUGGGGAAUUUUACAAUAUGCAUCGUCGUAGCUCAAGCGGUAUGCCGAACCUUGCUCAAGCAUACGACCCAUGA